Anguilla anguilla (European eel) is the source of this 4474-nucleotide messenger RNA. It is a transcript of the gene arhgap18, whose product is annotated as Rho GTPase activating protein 18. Gene Ontology annotation, molecular function: GTPase activator activity. Gene Ontology annotation, cellular component: cytoplasm. Bases 102 to 2087 code for a protein of 661 amino acids. The record is from RefSeq and is a predicted model, not a curated record. Lineage: Eukaryota; Metazoa; Chordata; Actinopteri; Anguilliformes; Anguillidae. The transcript is spliced from 15 exons. Gene Ontology annotation, biological process: signal transduction; regulation of actin filament polymerization; regulation of small GTPase mediated signal transduction.
UAAUGAUUAUUCAUGUUGCUAAGACAGGGAAGAACUCUAGUACGUGGUCCUCUUGGUGAUCCGAAGUUCCUACUAACUUCCAUAAUAAUGCGGCGCGCAACAUGAGUAGAAUACAGGACGCACAGGGAGUUGUCCUAACCGGGUAUAUCAGCAACAGUGAAGCUUUACCAACGCCGUGUAUAAAUUGUAACGAUAAUGCCGAAGCGUCAGCGACGAGUCGCAGGACAGGCCUCUACAGCGUCCAGGGCCGCCCCAAAAAUGCCUCGGCGAAGCCCCCCUACAACCGCUGGAACUCCCAGGACUCCCUGGAUGAGCUGUCCAUGGACGACUACUGGAUGGAGGUGGAGAACAUCCACCAGAGCGGGGUGCAGUGCAGCGACCCUGAGCAGCAGGAGGAGGUUCAGCUGAAGGUUGCGGAUGAGGGGGAGCAGGAGGAGGCGUGGCUGACGGAGGCGGGGCUGGCCACCCUCUUCGACGAGUCGGCAUCGGACCCCGAGGACAGCAUGGUGCUCCUGUCCACCCUGACGCGCACACAGGCGGCGGCCGUGGAGAGGAGGGUGGAGACCCUGCGUCAGACCCUGAGGAAGAAGAACAAGCAGUACCACGUGCCCGACGUGCGGGACAUCUUUAAGCCCCCGGGCCCACAGGGGGCGACGCUUGAGGAGGCCGUGCCUGAACAGGGAAGUGAAAACGGGAAAGGGGAUGUUGCCUCAGCUGGUAAGGAGAGCAGUGUCUGUAAGAAUGGGGAGGGUCCGGCGGACCGGGGCGUGGCAGAACUGGACACGGCCCUCAACCUGGAUGUCUCCUUUUCUGAGCAGGCCCUCAGCAGCAGGGAGGGGUCAAAGGGCACUGAGGCCCAGGGCGAUGCGGAUGACAAGUUGCCGAAUUUUAAACUGCUGAGAGACAAAACUGGAACGACCAAGGUGUGGGAUCUGUCCCCCCAGGACAUGAAGAUGGUCCGUCGGCUGGUUCUGAUCGAAAUGACGGCGCUGUUCGACACCGCGGGGGUCGACCUCAAGACUCACAAGGCGGUCAAACUCAAAGUAAAAGAAUAUGGCCUGUUUGGAGUUCCUCUGCCCAAUCUAUUGGAGCAAGACCAGAGGAGAAUGCCCGGGGCCAAAGUGCCACUAAUACUACAAAGGCUGAUUUGUCACAUAGAGGAGGAAGGCCUCCACACAGAGGGCCUCCUACGGAUACCCGGAGCGGCCACAAGAGUGAAAGCGGUGUGCCAGGAGCUGGAGGCGAGGUUCUACGAGGGAACCUUCCCCUGGGAGAGCCUGAAGCAGCAUGAUGCUGCCAGUGUGCUCAAACUGUUUAUCAGAGAGCUGCCACACCCGCUUCUGACUGUGGAGUACCUGAGCGCCUUUAUCGCUGUGCUUAAGCUGCCCAACAAGAAACAGCAGCUACAGGCGCUGAACCUGCUAGUCCUCCUGCUGCCAGAGUCCAGCCGUGACACGCUCAAGGCUCUGAUGGAGUUCUUCCAGAGGGUGAUUGACCACAAGGAACAGAACAAGAUGACUCUGAACAACGUCGCCGUGGUGAUGGCUCCCAACAUAUUCAUGUUCAAGGGUUUUCGUAGCAAGAUUAGCGAGCAGCAGGAGUUUGCCAUGGCGACGGAGACGGCUAACAUCGUCCGCCUACUCAUCCGAUACCAGAACCUGCUCUGGACGAUCCCUAAAUUUAUCAUGAACCAAGUAAGGAAGCAGAACAUGGAGAACCAGAAGAAGAGCCGCGACCGAGCGGUGAGGAAGCUUCUGAAGAAGAUGGCUUACGACCGCGAGAAGUCUGAGAAACACGAGAAGAAUGCGGCCGAGACGGACGUCACGCAGGGCUUCAUCAGGGUGCAGGCCCCGCAGUUCUCCAAGGUCUCCAUGGCGAUCCAGCUGACCGAGGAGCUGCAGGCCUCCGACAUCCUCGCGCGCUUCCUCAGUCAGGACAGUGCCCCUUCUGUGAAGCGGGAGGAACUGUGCCUUUACGAAACAGGAGGCAACAUCAAGGAGCGAUGCUUGGACGAGGAGACGUACAUGAAAGACCUCCUGGAGCUCAACCCCAGUGCAGAAUGGGUGAUAAAGUCAGUCCAGCAUUAGAACCCGCGUCGGCUCCGGCACGACCGCCCUUCUUCCGCAGGGAGGGCGGUGGGUUAUGGAGAGAAAAAAAGGGGAAAUGUGAGCGCAUUUUUAAACGCUGCGUCACAACAAACGCUUCAUUGGGAAACACAGCUGACCUCUGGUCCUAAUUAUUACGACGGUCUUUGUGCCUUGGGGGAAAAAAAUAAGUGAGCUGCGCUCACUAAAGGCCUGUGCUGGGCUGAUUAAACCAUGGCCUAUGAGCAUCCAUUUUAAACCAGCAUCAGGAUGACAGCUGAUUUUUCUCAUUAGGCCCUUAGACUGUGAAUCAGCUAAAGGGAAGAUCCACUGUUCAUGUCCUCCAGUCGUUUCUGUUAACCACUGCACCUCUCAUUGGACCUCAGAAGCAAUCUUAACAGUUGUUGAGGAGGUAAAGGAUUCAUUCUCCAGGGGUAAAUGUGGACACAGCUGUCCUCUGUGAUAGGAAUGUAGAAUGUUUUGGUGGGAUUCAAGUUUAAAAGCCUCCAAGGGCUCUUCUUUGAAUUUUUUUGUAUGCGUUUGAAACUUUGAAAAAUGGCAGUAAGUGUCUGGAUAUGGAUCAAUGUUUAGGUGUUUGCAUAUAUCAAAAACACUCCAAGUUGAGCUUAGCAUUUGAAGCCAAUGAAUAGCUGGGGGCGGGGGGGGGGGGACUUAAUUUUCACAGAGAAGUUUGGAUACCAGUAUACUUGGGGUUUCACCCACAGCCACCUCUAAAAUAAUAUAAUCAAAUAGCUCCACGAUGGGGCAAAAUAACAUAAUGAACACAAACAAAAACAUUAGCUAAAUAGUUUUAAAAAAACUGCAAUUUUAGGAUAUUAUUUCCUGCAUAACCUUUCAGAGGUAGUUCAGUGGACCUCUAGUUAAUACCACUAUGAGAAAUUCAACAAAAAGAAAUUUUCUACUCUAGAUGCCUAGACGUCUUGAUGCCUUUAAGGGGGUUCAGUUGUGAUUUGAUUUGUAGAAUGGAGAGCCGGAAUGAAAGAAGAAAGCAUGCUGCACCCUAGUGGUGCUUUGUAGUACAGCUGUGUCGUCACUGAAACAGGAAAUACCUGUGUAUGAGCCUAGUUGGCCUUGUCAGUCUGUACAGUAAGCACUGACUAAGCAACAUUUAAUAAACAUUUAGAAGGUUUUAGGCUGUAGCGCUGGCAAAUCUAAUCCCACUGAAAACCAUUAUUUUACAUAGACUAUUAAACCUGUUAGAAUUUGAGGAUAUUUUUCUAUUUAGGUAUUUUUCUAUGUUGACAUUUAAAAGCAAUUAAUGUCCACGCCCACCCUUAUCCUGUUUUUACUGUUAUUUUUUGUCAGGGUAUUCACAAAAUGACUACACAGUAUGGCACUUAAAUAAUUCAGUGGUUUUUAUGUUGGUUUAUUCCAUAACAACAUUUUAAAUAUAAAUAAUACAGAAAUAAUCCAUUUUCCCUUUUUAACCUGCUUAAAGGUUAUAAGAACAUUUCCUAAAGCGUCUUCACUACAGUAAGUAAAUUAGCACCGUUGCUUAUUGUAUUGUGAUACCUUUCUCAGUUCCACUGCCCUCGAUACAUUAGUAUUCUCUGCCAAAUGACAUUCAACAUUUAAUGGGCUGUUAUGCAAAUGGCCUGUAAAUGCACUCUCACUACAUGUGUGUAUUGGUUCAGUGGGGUUUGGCGGCACUCCAGUUUUUCAAUAGCGAUGCACUUUUCCAUAUUCAUUUUCAGCUGCCAUUUAAAAAAGAAAAAGAAAAAAGAAACCAAAAAAAACAUUCCGGUAGUCAGACGUGGCUUGUCAUUUCAUCCACAUGUUCAAUCUGCCAAGAACGUGUGGAGGGGGGGAGGGAGUGUCACUUCAGAAGAAAAUACAGUAAAAUUUCCAGUGUUAAUUCAACUCGUAGAGAGUACAUAUGAGUCCAGGAGAGACCAUAUGUACUCUGUAAGAGCCAAUUUAACACUGAACAUGUUACAGUGCAAAAAUACAAUCAAAGCUAGUCAUUUCUGAGUUAAACCUGUGAUUACUUAUAAUGGCUACUAUUUACUGUAGCGUCAGUCUUAAAUUGACCUUUUGUGAAUGGUAUAGUUUUAAACAUGGAUCUCCAGCAAAUCCUAGUACCUUCCUAAGCUGGGAUAUUUUGAGAAAUAUGUGUGUUUAAAAAAGGGCAAUAGAACACAUACAUUUACCUAUGAGGUACUGGAGAAAUGAAAUGGAAAAAGUGUAUUUGGGUCCAGCUCAUUUCAUGAAUUGUCUGAAAGACAAUUCAAGACAAGAACAUGUCCUGCCUUCAUUUUGUGCUGAAUACUGUGAACAUGAGUGUUGAAAGAUGCCCCCUUUGUGUACUGAGCUCUUAAGAAAUGACCACUAAACAUUUUUUUUGUAAAUAAACCUAUGCUUAUGCUGGC